CCGUCACCACCCUUAUAUCUGUGCGGCACCACAGACCUCCGCAAAAUGCCUAAAUACAACCCCGACGAAUGGAUCGCCCAGCUGAUGCAGUGCCAGCACCUACCCGAGGGCGACAUGAAGCUCCUCUGCGAGCGCGUGCGCUCGCUCCUCGUCGAGGAAUCCAACAUUCAGCCCGUGCGCAGCCCAGUCACGAUCUGCGGGGAUAUACACGGACAGUUCUGGGACCUGCUCGAGCUGCUGCGAAAGGGCGGGCGGGUGCCCGAGACGAGCUACAUAUUCAUGGGGGACUUUGUGGAUCGGGGGCACUACAGCCUUGAGACAGUGUCGUUGUUGUUCGCUCUCAAAGCAAGGUAUCCAGACAAAGUAACGUUACUGCGCGGAAACCAUGAAAGUCGGCAGAUCACGCAAGUCUAUGGUUUUUAUGACGAGUGUCAGCAGAAGUAUGGAAGUGCAGCUGUUUGGAAAGCCUGCUGUAACGUGUUCGACUACCUCAAUUUGGCUGCCAUAAUAGACGGCGAGAUCCUGUGCGUACACGGAGGGCUCUCGCCAGACAUCCGAUCGCUGGACCAGAUACGGGUCCUAUCGCGAGCCCAAGAGAUACCUCAUGAGGGCGCGUUCUGCGACCUGAUGUGGUCAGAUCCAGAAGACAUCGACAACUGGGCCGUCAGCCCGCGCGGUGCAGGAUGGCUAUUCGGAGGUGGCGUGACGACAGAGUUCAACCACGUCAAUGGCCUUUCGCUUAUAGCGCGCGCACACCAACUCGUUCAAGAGGGCUACAAAUACAUGUUCGACGAAGCGCUCGUCACUGUCUGGAGCGCGCCCAACUACUGCUACCGCUGUGGCAAUAUGGCGUCGAUACUGACAAUCAAGGAGGACGGUGAGAAGAUCUUCACGGAAUACGGUGCUGCGGAGGAGAACGAACGGGAUAAGGGGAUGCAGACGCGGAAGAUGGCUAUGCCUUAUUUUGUCUGAAUGGUAGAGGAGACAGGUGUCCUCGUUCAUGCUCAUGUCACGCUUCGAUACCUCAGUUUCAUUUUUAUUGUACCAUGAUAUGAUAUUGUCACUAUUACCGUAAACGAG
Coniophora puteana RWD-64-598 SS2 is the source of this 1080-nucleotide messenger RNA. Its product is annotated as serine threonine specific protein phosphatase. The coding region runs from base 46 to 972 and encodes 308 amino acids. Gene Ontology annotation, biological process: G1/S transition of mitotic cell cycle; peptidyl-serine dephosphorylation. The record is from RefSeq and is a predicted model, not a curated record. Gene Ontology annotation, cellular component: cytoplasm. The transcript is spliced from 8 exons. Gene Ontology annotation, molecular function: protein serine/threonine phosphatase activity. NCBI's taxonomy places the organism in Eukaryota, Fungi, Basidiomycota, Agaricomycetes, Boletales, Coniophoraceae.